Molecule: messenger RNA, 375 nt
Organism: Pieris macdunnoughi
Lineage: Eukaryota; Metazoa; Arthropoda; Insecta; Lepidoptera; Pieridae
Source: the annotation of a GenBank genome assembly
AUGCAGAUAUCCAAUUCACGCGCUCAAAAAAUACUGCAAUUGAGCAUGCAAAAUGAACAGCAUGAACUUGAUGAAACCAAUAACCCUGACUCUGUUUUGUUUGUUAUGAACCAAUUCCCAAAACCCUACGACACUUUGGUUGAUAGCGUAGCUUCUAAUUCUGCUUCAUCGACUUACUUUGAUAAUGGCUACAUUGACUGUAUUGAAAAUGAACAGCCUGGCGUGCAGUACAUUUCCGAUAAUCAAAGUUGUUUUAAGACGCAGACAUAUUAUGAAAUAGUUGAGAAUGUUGUUAUUGAAGACAUGUUUCCGCCCGAAACAGAACAACUCAGUCCAAGUUUGCUAUAUCCUCCCUCACCUUUCACCAUCACUUAA